AUGGAAGAGGAAGAGGAAGAAGAAGAAGAGGAGGAAGAGGAGGAGGAGGAGGAGGAGGAGGAGGAGGAGGAGGAGGAGAACAUCGCGCUUGUUACUCAACUGCGGGCCUAAUAACCCUGCAUUACAGUGUUGCUACCUUUCUCGAGAACAUCAGCCUGAUUACGACUAAAGGUAUGGUCGCGUCCUGUCGAAUGAAUGGCGAACUGGGAACAGUCGUCAUUCCAUCUCCUCACUGUUAUUGCACGUCUGACCAUCCGCCGUCGGUGUACUUUCCCAGUUUCUCGAAGUAUCUGCUUUGUCGUAAAUGCACCAUAUCUGUCAAGAACUCCAGACGGCCGCAUGAAGUGGCGCCUGUUGAUUGCCCCCUGUGUGUGUGCAACCUAGACUCCAAGGGAUGUGAAAAGGCGGCUGACGACUUCCUAGCCUACUGACCAAGGCCUUCCUCCACUUGCCUACACGGAAGAAGGCAACUCGAGUGCGGCCCCGAUUGCGACACCGGCAGCUAUUGAACCAAGUUCUCGUUCGGAAGCGAGAUCGACAGGACGCGCUGGUAACCAAGGCAGCCUGCAACGGCGACGGCUGGACGGAUCAUCGCCUCGUCGUCUCCAAGAUGAAGAUCCGACUACAACCGCGCGGUAGGCCACAAAGUAAACAACCACCAGGUAAGCUAAACACUGAUCUGUUGCAUUUGCCUGCUCAUUGUUUCCAUUUCAGCAACCAACUGACCCAGUGACUGGAUGACAUGCAAGCUCCCGAUGAAAACCCCUCUGUGAGCGAUUGGUGGUUCUAACUGCAGGGCUCUAUUCGCUUGACCGCCCUGAGUGUUCUCAGACACGCAUGUCGCAAACAUCAGGACUGGUUUGAGGAUAACGACGCCGACAUCAGCAUUCUGCUCGCUGAAAAGCACAGGCUUCACAAGGCUUGCAUGAACCACCAAAUAGACGUCAAGAAGGCGGCGUUCGUCCGCCAUCGUCGCAUCGUUCAGUACCGACUGAGGGAGAUGCAGGACACCUUGAGUACCCGCAAAACCGAGGAAAUCCAGGGUCAUGCUGACCGCAAUGAACUCAAGAAUUUCUCAUCACUCAAGGGGAUCUACGGAGCCCAACUGAGGGGACCGCACUGCCUCUCAGCUCCGAUGGGACAAUUCUUUUAUCCGAGAACUGACAGAUUCGGAAGCGCUUCGGAAGCGUCCUUCUCUACAAUCUCCGACGCCGCCAUCGACCGACUACCUACGAAUGACGACUUGGAACUGCCGCCUUCUCUUUCAGACACAAUUCACACUCUGCACCAACUGUCCAGCAGGAAAGCCCACGGAUCGAACGCGAUUCCGAUCAACGUCUACAAGCACGGCGACAUUCGACCAAUGGAUCAACUCCCGAUGCUAUCCUCUUCAGCCUCAUGCUUCCUGCACGCCUAA
Molecule: messenger RNA, 1417 nt
Organism: Spirometra erinaceieuropaei
Lineage: Eukaryota; Metazoa; Platyhelminthes; Cestoda; Diphyllobothriidea; Diphyllobothriidae
Source: the annotation of a GenBank genome assembly